AUGAUGUCGUCCAUCAUCCGCAAACUCCAGGGCGGCAACCUGGAAGUCUUCAAGUUCGGCAUGUACAUUCUCUUCCCAAUCGGCUGGAUGUACUACUUCGGUACGAACCUCGACGACCGCUUCAAAGUGAAGGGCUUCUGGCCCACCGAAGAGCAAUCGCACAAAAUCCCGCUCGACAAGGAGGAAAUCGAUAAGGAGCUGGCCCGCAUGCGCAUGGCGGAUAAUAUGCGGCGGGAGCGCGAGGCGGCGCAAGCUCAAGCCCAGGCCCAGGUUCAGGCUCAGGCGAACAGUGAGCAAUGA
Penicillium cinerascens is the source of this 300-nucleotide messenger RNA. RefSeq lists its product as uncharacterized. The record is from RefSeq and is a predicted model, not a curated record. Lineage: Eukaryota; Fungi; Ascomycota; Eurotiomycetes; Eurotiales; Aspergillaceae. Bases 1 to 300 code for a protein of 99 amino acids. The transcript has 2 exons. Gene Ontology annotation, cellular component: mitochondrial inner membrane; mitochondrion. Gene Ontology annotation, biological process: mitochondrial respiratory chain complex IV assembly.